ACUGGCGGCUAUAUCUGUUGCUUAUGAUCAGCUGAUUCUGACUGACACUAGCACAGCACAGCACAGCAUAUCACAGUGCUAGCCCAGCAGUAUAAGGCACCGUUGCAUCAGGUUGAACACGCCAAUCUCACUCUUCCCUAAACACUUCCACUAGUAAGCAAAGAUGUCCUCAAGACCCGGAGAGGGAGAGUAUGAGCCCCUUGCAGACCGUCCACUGUUUGGCAAUGGAGAGGCUCGUCCUAGGGAUCGGAUGGUGAACAUUGUGAUAGUGUGUGUGACAGUCCUCCUAGUGUUCAUCACCACCAUAAGUGCAUUUGUAUCUGGCUCAGCCAUCCUUGAUCUGUUCUUCGUUGUGUGCAUCAUUCUCUUCUGCAUCUCACAUCUCACUUUGAUUGUUUGGUAUAGACAUGGAGACCUGGAUCCUAAAUUUAAGAAACUUAUCUAUUUCAAUACGUUGUGCAUUAUUCUUACGUGCAUUUGUGGAAACAUCUUCUUUCACACUUGAAAGAUUGCUUCUUGAUCAUAAUAUCAUGUGCCUGAUCUGAUACUUCAUGUUUAAUGGACUUGAAGGAAAUGUUUUCAUUUGUACUUUGGAAGUGCCUACACUUGCCAGGACUUUGUGCAUAAGCUUUCACGUGCACAGUGUUUUGUAGGGUUAUUGUAAUGGAAAAGAGAGAGAGAGAGAGAGAGAGAGAGAAAGAGAGAGAGAGUUUAGCAAGUAAAAAAUUAGUUUUCUACUUUCUUUUAAAAAGCAAAAUACAUAAAAAUAACAAAUAUGCUUAUAAGAAAAUUUACUUUUUCUUUUAUAUGUAAAUAAAUAUCACAUUAGAUUUGUUGCCAUAAGUUGUAAUAAAUAAUUUCAGUUGGUGGUUAUGCAAUGGUAAUUCAAGUUUCUUAAUUCAGAUUAAUCGUUGGCUAUAAUUUUUACUUUCACAAAGUGUUUUGUUCGUCUUGUAAUUGAAUGAUUUAACAUUUAAUGGAUGUGCAUAUAAUUGUGUGGUACAAGAUGUACAUGCAUGUAUUGCAAGAUGUUAAUGGUGGCACCUCAUAGUUUACAAUUUACAUACUUCUCAUCUGUUUGUAAGCACAUGUGUGUGUGAAAUAAUAAUGAAAAUAUAAUGACACUGAAUCUUAUGUGGGGAACUGAAGAAAGGUUAACCAGUUAUUCCUUUGAUGAUAAUAUUCUUUGUGACUGCUGUACUGAAGAAACACAACUUUUGGGGAAUAAGUUAGAUUUUUUUUGUCUUUGCAACAAAUGUUACAUUUCAUUUCAAAGCUGUGCAUAUAAACAUAGUUGUAUUUUUUAUACAUUUGUUUAGAUAAAGUGACUAUUGUUUUUUUUAUCUUUUAUAUAAACAUAGUGUGUUCAUGUUCUAUAUUGAACAAUUUAUAGAACUACAGAAUCUUAUAAUAAUAAUUAUCAUUACUUUUGCAAUUCCUGUAAUUUCUUUGAUAUAUAUAUAUAGAUAAAAAAAAUAAUUUACACCUUAGAAAGAGUUAAGUUUAUUUAUAAGAUUUCUGAGCUCAGUAUUAGGAUUUUGUGUUUAUGUGAAAUUACUAAGGAUGCACAAUGUAUGUAGUGUCCAAUAGAACUUGCAGCAAUAAAAUCAUUGUAUUCAUUGUUUACAUGUACAGAAUGUCACUCUGAAAAUUAUGCAAUUUAUCUUUAGUUACAUGUAUUAUUAAGAUAAGUUACAAUUUCUUGCCCCUACAUCUUGGGAGAUGUGGAAUAUAGUUAACUGCUUCACAUGCAUGAUACAAACUUGUAAUACCUUUGUGAAAUAUUUUGAACCAGUCACUUGUAGCUACUGAUUUUGGUUGGAGAUUUCACAAAAAAGGAAAGGAAUUUUCCAAUAGGCAGUCACUCAGUUAUCCAGUGUCAGGUUCAUUAUGAAAGUCUAUAGAUCUUGUCCCUAAGAAAAAAAACGUCAUGGAUAUUAGUCUGAAUACCUAUACAAUAUUAAUAUAUUUUGCUUAUGGGAGUCACAAUUGAGGUGCUAUGCACAGUAAAUCAUACCAUGUAAACUCAAAGCAUCUAAUAGGUCACCAGUUGGAUAUUUUGUUGUAUCUCUGGCUCCUGAAGAAUCCCCUAAAGGAGUAUCCAUGGCAGGAGUGCUCUAGUAUCUAAUGUAAUUCAAGAAAAAUUAACAAACAAGGUUAGUGCUUUAAAUGAAAGUUUUAGUGACACAAAUGCAUCCUGAUUUGAUGCUUUUACCUUAAACUGAGCAGUUAAAUUAUAUUGAUGAAAUAUAUCUUGUCUUAGAUUUGGUCUAGUCAGUUCAGGUCUGAUUAACAGUAUUCAAGAGUAAUGGGCAUUGAAGAAAGGGAAGUAGUGAAAUGACACAAUGAAUGAUGCUUGCAUCUGUUCUAGUUCUCAAGGGAUAUGUUUGUCUUUUUUCCCUUGUUUAAUGACUAAUUGUAACCAUAAUAUGUAUAAUGCCUUAUCAUUGUAUAUAAAUAAUAAUUAAUAAAUUUAUACCAUUGGCACAA
Molecule: messenger RNA, 2490 nt
Organism: Portunus trituberculatus (swimming crab)
Lineage: Eukaryota; Metazoa; Arthropoda; Malacostraca; Decapoda; Portunidae
Product: transmembrane protein 243-like
Exons: 4
Coding region: 164-505 (113 amino acids)
Source: RefSeq, a predicted model, not a curated record